Molecule: messenger RNA, 1707 nt
Organism: Mauremys reevesii (Reeves's turtle)
Lineage: Eukaryota; Metazoa; Chordata; Testudines; Geoemydidae
Gene: YARS2
Product: tyrosyl-tRNA synthetase 2
Exons: 5
Coding region: 78-1514 (478 amino acids)
Biological process (GO): tyrosyl-tRNA aminoacylation
Cellular component (GO): mitochondrion; cytosol
Molecular function (GO): tyrosine-tRNA ligase activity; RNA binding; ATP binding
Source: RefSeq, a predicted model, not a curated record
CCGCGACAACCCGGGCGGACCCCGCCUCUACUCAGCCUCUCCUCCCGGUGUCCCUCGCGCUGCCCUUCCCAGCCAAGAUGGCGGCGCCCAUGGUGGUGCGAGUCGGGUGCCGCCGGGCCGCGGGUCUUUGCGGGGGCCUCUCGCGGCGGAUCCAUCACCAGCCGCAGCGGGCUCCGGCCGCCAAGGGGCUGCUGGCGGCGCAGUGCGAGCGGGGCCUGUUCCAGGAGGUGUUCCCGGCGCAGCGCGCGGAGGAAGGGCUGCCCGCCCUGCUGGAGCCGGGCCAGCCCCCGCAGACCGUUUACUGCGGCUUCGACGCCACGGCCGACUCGCUGCACGUCGGCCACCUGCUAACCGUCAUGGGCCUGCUGCACUUUCAGCGCGCGGGGCACAACGUCAUCGCCCUGGUAGGCGGGGCCACCGCCCGCCUGGGCGACCCCAGCGGCCGCACCAAGGAGCGCGAGCCGCUGUCGGAGGAGCUCGCGCGGGAGCACGCGCUGGGCCUGCGCGAGGGGCUGCGGAGGCUCUUCGACAACCACCGCCAGGUGUUCUGGCCCGCGGUGGGCGGCGCGCGGUUGGGCGAGGUGAUGCUGCAGGACAACGCGUGGUGGCUGGGGCGCGAGCCGAUGGUGGGCUUCCUGUGCGGGGUCGGGGGGCGCCUGCGCAUGGGCACCCUGCUCAGCAGGCAGAGCUGCCAGGCUCGGCUCCGCAGCGCCGAGGGCAUGAGCCUGGCCGAGUUCCUCUACCCGGCCCUGCAGGCCUACGACUUCCUGCACCUGCACCAACACCACGGCUGUCGCAUCCAGCUCGGGGGAGCUGACCAGAUGGGCAACAUCAUGUCCGGAUAUGAACUUGUCACUAAAGUGACGGGAGAAGAUGUGUUUGGAAUCACUGUGCCUCUUAUUACCAGUACCACUGGAGAUAAAUUGGGAAAGUCUGCUGGUAAUGCAGUUUGGCUAAACAGAGAUAAGACCUCUCCAUUUGAGCUGUAUCAGUUUUUUGUUAGACAGCCAGAUAGCACCGUUGAAAGGUACCUGAAACUCUUCACUUUCCUUCCUCUUCUGGAGAUUGAGCACAUGAUGGAAAUGCAUGCUAAAGAACCUGAAAAGUGGGGACCUCAAAAACGACUUGCUGCAGAAGUAACUAAGCUUGUUCAUGGAAAAGAAGGUCUGGAGUCUGCUAAAAGAUGUACAAAAGCACUGUAUUACAGUAAUGUGGAGGCACUGGAGGCUAUGUCUGACCAAGAAUUACAGGAACUUUUCAGAGAAGCUCCAUUUGCUGAAUUGUUGCUUGAACCUGGAAUGAGUGUACUUGACCUGUGUCACAAAGCAAAUGCCAUUCCAGAUGGACCUAGUGGGUACCGGAAGAUUACAGAUGGUGGAGUCUCUAUAAACUACAUUCAAGUAACUAAUCCUGAAACUGUUCUUGUUAUUGGGCAACAUAUCCUCAAGAAUGGAGUGUCACUACUUAAGAUUGGAAAGAAAAACUUCUACAUUAUAAAAUGGCUGCAGUUAUGACAAAAGGAAAUACCUAAUUAAAAUAAGAUACACCGUCACACUAAAUUUCCCAAAGCCUCUCUUACCUUGUCCUUUCUAUAUUGUGCAUAUUGCACUUCGCACAAGAGCAUAGUGUUUGUCUCAUUCUUCUCACAAUGUGAGAUUCUACCUAAUACGUGGUUCAAAUAAAAGCAGCUAAAUUUAUGAAGAUGGA